CAAAAACCCAAAUAAGAAAAAGCCAAAAAGGAAGGAGAAUCAAGCAAGAGCAGGGGAUUUGCCCAAACAAAAAAAAUAAACAAAAAGCUCCAAGAAAGCUGAAGCGAGACAGCAACAAUGGCAGUCUCGUCUAACAUCACCAAUUUCGCAUCUGUUUCUCUAAAUUCUGCUCGCAUUCUUUCUUCUACAAACAAGUCCUCCAUUUGCUCUGCUCCUUUGAGCAACAAUUGCAGCCCAAGAGGUAGCUCAAGCAUCAGCCUUUUCAGCAUCAAUGGCUCAAGAAGAUGGAGAUCCUUCUCUGUUAAGGCCAUGGCUUCCUCUUUCGGUUCUCGGCUCGAAGAGAGCGUGAAGAAGACGGUCGAUGAGAACCCAGUUGUUGUCUAUUCCAAAACGUGGUGUUCGUACUCCUCUGAGGUGAAAUCGUUGUUCAAAAGGCUUGGUGUGGAGCCGAUGGUCAUUGAAUUGGAUGAACUUGGUCCCCAAGGGCCACAGCUGCAAAAGGUAUUGGAGAGGCUAACAGGACAACAUACUGUCCCGAAUGUUUUUAUUGGGGGGAAACACAUUGGCGGUUGUACAGAUACUGUGAAGCUAUACCGAAAAGGUGAACUUGAACCUUUGCUGUCAGAAGCUAAGGCUAAAAACACACAAAGCUAGCCCCACAACCCAGCAUGUAUUCACUUACAGAACCUGUCUCCUUGCAGUCUAUGAGUUGAAAGAACAUACGCCCCAUUUCUGCCUCGACAAAUUGCAAUGAUUAGAGAAAAAAUAUUGCGAAGGCUAAUUCGUUUUCAUAAACCUUUAUGAUUUGGCAGUUAAUGAAGGGUUUGUGAAGCUUAUGCAGAGUUUCGAAGGUAUCUAGAUGUUGUUGGAACUAUUCUCUUAUUGGAAUGUAGAAGCUUAUUACUUUUAUUUAUUUUUUAACCUUUAUUCUUA
This is a messenger RNA of Prunus avium (sweet cherry), 933 nucleotides long. RefSeq names its product Glutaredoxin family protein (gene GRXC5). Gene Ontology annotation, molecular function: glutathione disulfide oxidoreductase activity. NCBI's taxonomy places the organism in Eukaryota, Viridiplantae, Streptophyta, Magnoliopsida, Rosales, Rosaceae. The record is from RefSeq and is a predicted model, not a curated record. Gene Ontology annotation, cellular component: cytoplasm. Gene Ontology annotation, biological process: cellular response to oxidative stress.